This is a messenger RNA of Pyrus x bretschneideri (Chinese white pear), 1733 nucleotides long. RefSeq names its product epidermis-specific secreted glycoprotein EP1-like. The coding region runs from base 73 to 1377 and encodes 434 amino acids. Lineage: Eukaryota; Viridiplantae; Streptophyta; Magnoliopsida; Rosales; Rosaceae. The record is from RefSeq and is a predicted model, not a curated record. The transcript has a single exon.
UCAUCCAUUAGUAUAAAUAGACCACCAUGUAAUUGCUCUACAACAUAAACAAGGCAGUUCCCAACCUUCACCAUGUCAUUGCUCUCCUUCUUUCUUUUCUCACUACUUGCAUUCAUUGCUCAAGCUCAAGUUCCAGCGGAUCAAACUUUCAAGUACGUCAACGAAGGAGAAUUUGGGCCUUUCAUUACAGAAUAUGAUGCAAGCUAUCGUAUGCUUGAUCCCUUUGCCGCCCCCUUCCAACUUGCUUUCUACAACACCACACCAAAUGCCUUCACUCUUGCUCUACGCAUGGGUUUGAGGCGGUCGGAGUCACUCUUCCGGUGGGUUUGGGAAGCCAACCGGGGAAACCCGGUCGGCGAAAAUGCCACCCUAACAUUUGGUACGAACGGAAACCUUGUCUUGGCCCAUGCCAAUGGCAAAGUGGCUUGGCAAACCAACACCGCCAACAAAGGUGUGGUAGGCUUCAAGUUGCUUCCAAACGGCAACAUGGUCCUUCACAACUCGAAGGGCAAGUUUAUUUGGCAAAGCUUUGACUACCCAACAGACACUUUGCUCGUGGGUCAAUCUCUGCGAGCCGGGGCGGUAAGCAAGCUCGUGAGUCGUGCAUCCGAGAAAGAAAACAAAGAUGGACCUUACAGCUUGGUGAUGGAGCCCAAAGGGUUGGCUUUGUACUACAAAAGCAGCAACUCUCCAAAACCGCAACUCUACUUCUCAUUUUCUCAACGUAUUCCUAUUCAGAUGAACUCAUUGGUCCUCGUGACACUAAAUAGUGCCCCAGAAACUGAUGAAGGUCAUGCUUAUGACCUAACGCUAGAAUAUCAAGAGGCCAACUCUUCCUCAAGUGGAACCGUUUUUCUCGGUAGGCCUAAAUACAACAGCACAUCGACGUUCCUUAGGCUCGGAAUCGAUGGGAAUGUCAAGCUUUACACUUACAACGACAAGGUGGAUAUCGGUGCAUGGGAGGUGACCUUCGCUCUUUUUGAUAGAGAUAAUUCAAUAUGGGAAACUGAGUGCCAAUUGCCCGAGCGAUGUGGGACAUUUGGCCUUUGUGAGGACAGUCAAUGUGUUGCCUGCCCUUCUUCUAAGGGACUAUUGGGUUGGAGCAAGAGUUGUGCGCCUGAGAAGCUGACUUCAUGCGAUGCAAAGAGCUUCCACUACUAUAAAGUUGAAGGAGUUGAUCAUUUUUCGAGCAAGUACACUAGUGGAGCUGCUGUGAAAGAAAACGACUGUGCUAAGAAGUGCACUUCGGACUGUAAGUGUUUGGGCUACUUUUUCAAGCAGGAUACAUCAAGAUGUUGGAUUGCUUAUGAUUUGAAAACAUUGACCAAAGUAGCCAAUUCAACUCAUGUGGGUUACAUCAAGGCCCCUAACCACUAAUUAAGUAUUACCAAUAUGGGAUAGUGUUGAGAUGUAAGCAUGUUGCAUAUCAUCACAUAUCAAAUUCUGCUUUAUGUUCUUCAUUUGAAUUUUUUUUGGGUUCUCAAAUGUUUUAGUUCUACUUGCAAUGUAUGGCUAUGAUUAUAACAUCUCAAUGGCUUUUAAUAUUCCAACUGUCAUAGCAGUUGUGUAGAGUAAGUCAUGCAUAUGUCAUGCACAUGAGUGUGUGUUGAGUCUGUGGCUCAUGGAGCGUGUGAUGCUCCAAUGGCCACUUUGUUUUUCCCUUUGUUUUCAGAUCUGUAUUCACACACAUACUGAAUGAAUAAAAAGGAGUUAUGCACUCCAACCUUCUUAUU